UUAAUAGGACAAGUAGCAAUUUCUUCUUGCAGCGUAAGAUGAUCUCACCGAGCUUCUUGGAGACGAAGAAAGUGUGCCUUCUUCUCUACAAACUGUGCCCAUAAAUUCGAAGGAGCAGAGCAGGCAAACACAAGAUCCAAGAAACGGUAGAGAAAAUGGAGAGCAGCAGCAGCAGCAAGAAGAAGAAGAAGCAUUUCGUCCUCGUCCAUGGCCUCUGCCACGGCGCGUGGUGCUGGUACAGGGUGGCCGCCGCGCUCCGCUCCGAGGGGCACCGCUUGACGGCGCUCGACCUCGCCGCGGCGGGCGUCCACCCGGCGCGCGUCGACGAGGUGGGGUCCUUCGAGGAGUACUCGCGCCCGCUGCUCGACGCGGUGGCCGCCGCCGCGCCGGAGGGGGAGGAGAGGCUCGUCCUCGUCGGGCACAGCCACGGCGGCCUCAGCCUCGCGCUCGCCAUGGAGAGGUUCCCGGAGAAGAUCGCCGCCGCCGUGUUCGACGCCGCCGCCAUGCCGUGCGUCGGCAAGCCCAUGGGCGUCACGACUGAGGAGUUCAUGAGAAGAACCGCACCAGAAGGGCUGCUUAUGGAUUGCGAAAUGGUGGCCAUCAACAACAGACAGGGUGCAGGAGUUGCAAUCAAUAUGGGACCCAACUUCUUGGCACACAAAUAUUACCAGCAAAGUCCAGCUGAGGAUCUGGCACUGGCGAAGAUGCUGGUGAGACCUGGCAACCAGUUCAUGGAUGAUCCGGUGAUGAAAGACGCCGGCCUGCUGACCAACGGCAACUACGGGUCGGUGAAGAAGGUAUACGUGGUCGCCAUGGCCGACGGCUCCAGCACCGAGGAGAUGCAGCGGUGGAUGGUGGACAUGAGCCCCGGCACAGAUGUCGAGGAGAUCGCCGGAGCUGACCACGCCGUCAUGAGCUCCAAGCCAAGGGAGCUUUGCGACGUUCUGAACAAGAUAGCCAACAAAUAUGAGUAGAAAAAAGAAAAUGUUAGUUAAGCUUGCUAAUACAAGUUUGUCAUUGCUUCCUUUGAUGGGUGUAUUAUGCAGGAACAUCUACCAUACGAAAAAAUAGUACGGUGGUACACGCAUAUUACGC
Messenger RNA from Oryza brachyantha (malo sina), 1095 nucleotides. Its product is annotated as esterase PIR7B. Gene Ontology annotation, biological process: jasmonic acid metabolic process; salicylic acid metabolic process. Gene Ontology annotation, molecular function: methyl indole-3-acetate esterase activity; methyl jasmonate esterase activity; methyl salicylate esterase activity. The record is from RefSeq and is a predicted model, not a curated record. NCBI's taxonomy places the organism in Eukaryota, Viridiplantae, Streptophyta, Magnoliopsida, Poales, Poaceae. The transcript has 3 exons. The coding region runs from base 156 to 974 and encodes 272 amino acids.